GAGCCGAACAGCACACGUGACUCAGCUCACAUCAGAAUCAGCAGCCUCAAACCGAACCAACCAACCAAAGAACUUUUCUGCAUUCUUUUCAUCUCACAUUUUCUCGUUUCUCAUUUCUCAUUUCUGCGUUCGUUUCUCUUCUUUCUAUAAUGGCGGAGAAUCCGAGUGAUUGGUGGGACUCGUGGGUGGAAGAGGCUCUCACUACCCUUCACUCCCUCAAAGUUCUCCGAUCUCUCAGACCCAUUUGCCUCCGCAGCUGCUCUCUCCAGUUUGGCCUCCGUGACGCCGCAUUCCAGGUGUUCGAUGAAAUGCAGCACUGGGACCGCUCCUCUGUUGAAGUGGAAAUUGCGGAGUCCACAUUCAGUAGAUGGAUGCAUGACACCCCAAGUGCUGGUGAUGAGAUUGUUUGUAGUGCGAUUGGUGCUGAUGACGAAGCAGGGGCAUCUUAUGAGAAGUUUAAAAAAUUAAUUUUGUUUUCUGGAAAUGAUUAUCUAGGCCUAAGUUCCCAUCCGACUAUUGGAGAGGCUGUUGCAAAGGCAGCCCAGGAACAUGGUAUGGGACCAAGGGGUUCUGCUCUUAUUUGUGGUUAUACCAAUUAUCACAGGCUACUUGAGUCGAGCCUGGCAGACUUGAAGAAGAAAGAGGAUUGCCUUCUUUGUCCCACAGGGUUUGCUGCCAAUAUGGCCGUGAUGACGGCAAUAGGAAGUAUUGGUACUCUCCUAGCUGGGAAUAGCGUACCUUCAGAGGAUGAAAAGAUCGCUGUCUUUUCUGAUGCAUUAAAUCAUGCAUCAAUAAUUGAUGGCAUUCGUCUUGUUGAGCGACAAAAAAGUGUAAAGGUUUAUAUAUAUAGACAUUGUGACAUGUCCCACCUGAAUAUGCUAUUAUCUAAUUGCAGAAUGAGGAAGAAAGUUGUGGUGACUGACAGCUUGUUUAGCAUGGAUGGCGACUUUGCACCUAUGGUUGAGCUUGCUGGCCUUCGCAAGAAACAUGGCUUUUUGUUAGUCAUUGAUGAUGCUCAUGGAACAUUUGUUUGUGGGAAAAAUGGUGGCGGUGUUGCCGAGGAGUUCAACUGUGAGAAGGAUGUGGACAUAUGCAUUGGUACACUAAGUAAAGCUGCUGGUUGUCAUGGAGGAUUUAUAGCUUGCAGCAAAAAGUUGAAACUGUUAAUACAGUCAAGGGGUCGUUCAUUUAUAUUUUCAACUUCUGCACCAGUUCCCAUUGCUGCCGCUGCUCAUGCUGCGGUUGAAGUGGCAAAACUUGAGACAUGGCGUAGAGAAGCUAUUUGGAGCCGGGUGAAAGACUUUCAUUUACUUACAGGAAUCCCUGUUACAAGUCACAUUAUAUCCCUGAUAGUAGGCAGUGAAGACAAGGCACUCCAAGCAAGCCGGUAUUUAUUGCAAUCUGGCUUCCACGUAACUGCAAUCAGACCACCUACCGUGCCUCCAAAUUCAUGCAGGCUGCGAGUGGCUCUAAGUGCAGUUCACACAAGGCAAGAUGUGGAAAACCUCGCAGCUGCACUCUCACGUUGCAUCAAUUUUCAAGACACUCGAAUAUAUGGAUGCAAUGGCUAUGCAAGACUAUAGCCAGCUCUUGGUUCUUUCAGGAUGAAUUGCAUCAUUAUUGAUUGUGACUACAUUAGAAACAAGCACACCCUUGGUGCCUCCCUUAGCAGUUCAAUUCAAUGACUUUUCUUUUUGGAGUGGUGGUUCAUCUCCUCAUGUCAUGACAAAAUGACAAGCUAUUUUUAUCAACAUCUAGUUGAUAGUGUUAAGUAACGCUGAUGUUUGGAUGUAAUUAAUUUUGAUCAACGUUUAGUAUAGGAGCUCUCUUUUUAAUAUA
Vigna radiata var. radiata (mung bean) is the source of this 1839-nucleotide messenger RNA. Its product is annotated as 8-amino-7-oxononanoate synthase. The transcript has 11 exons. Bases 150 to 1583 code for a protein of 477 amino acids. Gene Ontology annotation, molecular function: pyridoxal phosphate binding. Gene Ontology annotation, biological process: biosynthetic process. NCBI's taxonomy places the organism in Eukaryota, Viridiplantae, Streptophyta, Magnoliopsida, Fabales, Fabaceae. The record is from RefSeq and is a predicted model, not a curated record.